AUGGCAACAAUAUACACCUCCGUCCCGGAAGGCCUCAUUCCCCUCCUAGAAACCCACCUCCCAAGUUCCCUCCCCGUCCUCCGCCGCCUCCAAUGCACCCGCUUCAAAGGCGGCAUGCGCCCAACAGCCCGCAUCAUCCUCGCCUCAGACUCACCCUUCCCUCCGUCGGCUUCCUCGCCGCAAGACGACAAGACAUUGGACCAACCGCCACGCCACUUUUCCGCGGCGUACCUAGACUUUGGCAGCAACAAAGAGACUCAGCUCUUUCUCUACUCCACCCUGGAAGACAACUACAACCUCAACAGCAACAGCAACAGCAACAGCAACAGCAACAGCACCGGAGACGACAAGGAUACGAAAACCGCGGAGUCGCAAAUCGCAGCAGUCCUCCACGCCGUAGCGCAAGUCAGCAGAGAACAGCCAGACAACAGGGGCCACCCGGGCGCGUGCCUCGUCGGGACCCUCUCCACGGCCGUCCGGGACGUCAUGAUCCGGACCGGCGCGCGCGUGACGCCCCGCCAGGACUACGAGUACGAAAAGUGGCUGUUCCGCGUCGAUGAGAUUCCCGAGUUUGAAGACGCGGUGACGCUGCCCGAGGGGGCCACGUGGGGUCCGGCUACGGAACGGGAUUGCGAGAUUGUGAUUUCGAGGACCGAGAUUCCGCGUCAGGUCAAGACUUUGAUGUCGUGGCCGAGUCUAGUUCUCAAGCUGCGAGAUGGGACGCCCAUCGCAUGGUCGUUUCUGGGAACCGACGCCUCAUUGUCAAGUCUCCACUGCGAGCCACCAUACCGACAGCGAGGCUACGCAAAGGCCCUCGCCGCAAAGCUGAUAAGGAGGAGCUCCAGCGAGUACGGCGCCGACGGUUGGGCGUCGGCCGACGUGGCACCGUAUAACACGGGGAGCCGAAAGAUGUGCCAGAGUCUCAAGGGCAGGCAUGCGUGGAACGUUUCGUGGAAUCUUCUUCACCUUCACGAAGAAUAG
Colletotrichum orchidophilum is the source of this 981-nucleotide messenger RNA. RefSeq names its product acetyltransferase. The coding region runs from base 1 to 981 and encodes 326 amino acids. The record is from RefSeq and is a predicted model, not a curated record. Gene Ontology annotation, molecular function: acyltransferase activity, transferring groups other than amino-acyl groups. Lineage: Eukaryota; Fungi; Ascomycota; Sordariomycetes; Glomerellales; Glomerellaceae. The transcript is spliced from 5 exons.